UAAUUAUUUGGUACUGUAUUCAGAGUGGUAAAAAAAGUGUAUACAGAAAAAAUUUUUUUCCAGUGUGUUUUUUCAUGUCAGCAAGAAAAUUUCAUUGUUAUUUUUGUUUGUUUCUAAAAAUUAUUACAAAUAGUAGUAUAUCAACAAGAAAAAAGAAGAAUAUUUAUAAACUAAAUAAAAAUUGAGCCAUGAAAUUAUGAAUAAUUCACAAGAUUCAGAAAGAAUGUCAACAUAUUAAUAGAAACAUCAUUGAAAAUUGCAUCUAACUUUCCAUUAAAAAUGCCACGAAAAUAUGUGAGAAAAACUAAUCGAGCUUUUGCUGAUCCAAUGGUUAUGUUAAAAUGUGCCAAAUUGAUUAAAAAAGAUCGUAAAACAGCGAGAAGUGUUGCAAAAGAACAUGGUUUAAAUUAUCGAUCACUUUUAAGAUUUUGUUCAAGACCUAAUAUCAAUGAAUUAAUAAAUGGAGUGGGUACAGAUGGCUAUAUUUGUGGUUAUAAAAAAAAAUCUCAAAUUUUUACUGAUGGAGAAGAAAAAAUAAUGAUAGAUUCCUUAGUGAAAUCAUAUAAUGCUCCUUGUGAUUUAUCACAAAAAAAAAUUAGACAAUUUGCCUAUGAAUUUGCUAUAACAAAAUCAAAAAAAAUUCCCCCCAGUUGGGAGAAUAAUAAACAAGCGGGACCAGAUUGGUUUCUUUAUUUUAUAAAACGACAUUCGGAUUUUGCGUCGCAAAGAAAUUUUUUAUUAUGUCGAGACGGUGCAAUUAAGAAUGAUAAUUCAGUGAAAAAUUGUUUUGAAAUUGAGUAUAUGGAUUUACCAUUCCCUAUAAUUGAUCCAUUGGAAGAUACAUUUGAUGAGUCCGAAGAUGUAAAAAGUGAGAAAACCGAUUUGAAGGAUGAGGAAUUUUUAACUAAUGAUGAUGAAAAAUCAGAUUUUUCUUCACAAUCGUUGAUUGUUGUUAAAACAGAAUUGGAUGAUUCUUUUCUAUCAGAUGGAUUAGAGUCCUCGCAAAGUUCAAAUUCAAAUUCAAAUGAUAAAUCAAUUGCAUAUUUACCUUUUAAAGUGUCAACAAUCAUUUCAGAAAGUGAUUUGAAUGUAAAAGAAGAAUCUACAAUAAAUAAUUUACAUUCUGUAAAAUUACCUACUUCCUGGAGUAUUACCGAAUUACCUGUCAAUGAAGUUUAUCGAUUUUGUUUAUCAUUUAUUGCAAUAACUACCAAGGAUAAUAUUAUUUGUCCAGUUAUAGAAAAAUGCCUAUUAAUUGAUAUAAAAAGACAAUUAUUGUUUAAAGCUCGUAAUGUAACUUUAGAUAAUAAGAAAUUAAAAUUACCAAGAAUUUUAGAUGAUUUGAAAAAAUUACCAACAAUUUUAUUGAAUUUUCAACAUCUUCAUACGUGUAAAGGGUUGAAUAAUAUGGAAUCGUUUCUUCUUCAAGAGUUACCUGUAAUGAAAGAUUGUUUACAAACAUGGCGACAUACGCAAUGUUCGAUGUUAUUGUUGAAAAAUGAACGAUGUGAAUAUUGUAGUCAAUUAUUCCAAACAAUACAGCAAAAAUUAGCAAAAGUAAUAGAUCCAAAAUUUUUCAGUUGAAAAAUAUUUUGUAAAUUAUCUACAUUUAAUAUAAUAUUAAUUUAUAAGAUUUAGAAUAUAUAUUUAAUAUAUAAGAGAAAAAAAAUUACAUUGUAAAAGUAUUGUAUAUUAUUAUAUACAAAUAUAAUAUAAAUAAUUUAGUCAAUUGUGAUAUUAAAUGUUUAAAUAAAUCAUUUGUUUCAAUUA
Leptopilina boulardi is the source of this 1770-nucleotide messenger RNA. RefSeq lists its product as uncharacterized. The record is from RefSeq and is a predicted model, not a curated record. The transcript is spliced from 4 exons. Bases 280 to 1584 code for a protein of 434 amino acids. Lineage: Eukaryota; Metazoa; Arthropoda; Insecta; Hymenoptera; Figitidae.